AUGCUGGGCCUGCCUUUGGCCAUGGGGGUCCUGCUGGCCCUGUUGGGCUGCACGGCCAAGGAGCACUGUGCGGCCCCACAGGACCUGGUGUGCCAGUUGCUCCAGCACAUGGAGGGCUCCAUCAAGCCCGGAGAGGUGCCGAACCCCAGUAUCCUGCUGGCCAUGAACCUGGCUGGCGCUGACACCAAGAAUCCCAACUACAAGUUGCUGCUCCAGGAGAUCAAGGAGGAGGCAGUGAGGAGAGCCCAGAAAGCCAUGACCUCAGGACAGGUGGCUCUGUACGUCCUCGCCCUCCUCUCGUCCUGCCAGGACCCCCGGCAGGUCCAUGCCCUGGGACAGACCAUCAACAUGAUCUCCAUUCUGCAGCAGAAAACGGACGAGGAGAUGGCUGAACUGGAGGACAAGGGCCAUUCCAAAACUACCCUGUUCAGCGUGAGCCUGGAUGCCACAGCCCUGUGCCUGGCCAGAGCGGACGGAUACCAGGGGCCAGCAGUGGCCCUGGCCAAGGAGAUGCUGAGCCCCAACAGCCACAUCACUGUGGACACCCGUGCUGUGGCAACGCUGGCCCUGGUGUGUGCCCAUGACAGUGUGGAGGACCCAGAGGUGCGGGAUCUGCUCCGGGAGGCAGUUUGGACAGUGACCAAUGACUUCCUGGACGAGCAAGAGGAGAGGAAAGGCAUGAUCGGGAACAUCUACAGCAUGGGGCUGGCCCUACAGGCGCUGGAGGCCUCAAGGGACUUUUACGCCCCUCGGGACUGGGAUUGUGCCCAGGCCUUUGCUGUGGUGACCAACCACACCUUCGAGCUGCCCAUGGCUAUCGCCCAGGUGCUCCCGGCCCUCGUGGGCACAUCCUACCUGGAUGCGGCCAUGCUGAGCUGCAAUGCCCCCACGGAUCUGUGCCCAAGCCUGGGGACACACAGGGUUCCCAGAGGUAUGAUGAUCCCACCUGGAGCCUCCCAGAUCCCACAGUCAUCCCAGGAUAUCACAGUGCACUACUCCAUCAUCAACAAACUCCAGGGAACCCCCUUCCACUACAACAUCUCGGUGAGGGUCGCAGGUGACUCCACACUGCUUGAGGUGCUGGAGAGGGCAGAGAAGAAGGAUCCCAAAAACUUUAGCUUCAAGAUGGAGCAGACAUUCUGGGGUCCCAUGGUGGUCUCCAUCCACGGGCUGGCUGCCAGUGACAAUGACAGGACCUACUGGCAGUUCCUCAGCUCUGGGAAACCUUUGGAUCAAGGGGUCGGAACCUACAAACCACACUCUGGGGAGCACAUCCAGGCCAUCUUCAGCACCUAUUGA
Molecule: messenger RNA, 1299 nt
Organism: Myiozetetes cayanensis
Lineage: Eukaryota; Metazoa; Chordata; Aves; Passeriformes; Tyrannidae
Product: cobalamin binding intrinsic factor-like
Exons: 8
Coding region: 1-1299 (432 amino acids)
Biological process (GO): cobalamin transport
Molecular function (GO): cobalamin binding
Source: RefSeq, a predicted model, not a curated record